CACAAAGAGCGUGGCAUUUGAUUGCAGAACACGUACAAACAAACAUGUGGCUCAGGCACUCAGCCAGUGCGGUUUCAUCCAUUUGUAGUUUUGUAUGCAUGGUGUGCAAGCAGCGGCCAUGCGCCUCCUGCCGCAGGAGGAGCGAGUGAGAGGGGCUUCUUCGUCUAGCUCCACCCAUUCCACAUUCCCACCAGCUCCCGGGCCGUUCAAUAAGAGAAGCACUAGCAGGGAGGGAGGGGGCAGAGGCUAAGAAUGGCAGGCGCUUUCUAAUAAUAAAGCGAGUGCCACUCCCUAAUUAUACUCCCCUCUCCCCCUUCGCCACCGGCCCGGGGCCUCCCCUUUCCGGACAAGACAGAUGACGAUCCAUCGAAACCGAUCCAUGGAUACCCGAGACCCACAGGAAUCAUCCAUUAUUCGGAGCUAAUCAUUCCAGCGCACAAUCUUGGGCUAGCUCAUCCUUCCCGGGGACACUCGAGGUCCCGAAAGCCGCACCCGUUGCAGGUAUGCCGGCAUCAUGGUGAUCUUCCUCUCUCUCUCUCUCUCUCUCUCUCUCCCUUCCUUUCUUAGGCCCCGCCAUCGAUCGAGUCCUUUUCGUUGCCGUUGCCAUGGGGGUGCGGCUCGGCCGGGUGAAUGAUGGGGUGCCGGCUGUGACGUGAACGCGGCAGGUCGACAGUGCAUGGCCGCGAGCGCCGGGGCGCAGCUAGAGCGGCGGAGCUCGGUGCGGCGGACGCAGGGCAUGGCGCAGGAGGAGGAGCGGGGCCAGACGGCCGACGAGGAGAUCAUGUUGCGGAGCCAGGGGGGCAACACCGAGCCGGCGGGCGGGUCGGCCAAGGUCGUCGCCGCGCUCGACAAGGACAGCGCCGCGCCCAAGUCGCGGGAGCAGAGCGCGGGACCUUCCGGCGGUCGCGUUGCGUGCAGAGAUGGACCAGAUGAAGGAGAAGUUCGCCAAGCUGCUGCUCGGGGAGGACAUGUCCGGGUCCGGGAAAGGGGUGCCCUCCGCGCUAGCCCUCUCCAACGCCGUCACCAACCUCGCAGCCUCUGUGUUCGGCGAGCAACGGAAGCUGGAGCCCAUGGCAGCAGACAGGAAGGCGAGGUGGAAGAGGGAGGUCGGCUGGCUCCUCUCCGUCGCCGAUCACAUCGUCGAGUUCGUCGCCAAGAAACAAGUCCUGGACAACGGAACCGAAAUGGAGGUUCGGCGACCACACCUGCAUUGCCAUUGCCAUUCCCAGAUCGAUCCUCUUCCACUCCUCCGGUUCUAACUCUCUGUUCUUGCUCGUCGCAGGUGAUGGGGACGCAGCAGAGACGGGACCUCCAGGCGAACAUCCCGGCGCUGCGCAAACUCGACACGAUGCUCCUUGAUUACCUGGACAACUUCAAGGAGCGAACCGAGUUCUGGUACGUGAAGCGCGACUCGUGCUCGGAGAGCGAGAACGAGGGGUCGCAGAGGUCCGACGAGAAGUGGUGGAUCCCGAUCGUGAAGGUGCCCCCGGCCGGGCUGUCCAAGCCCUCCAGGGGCUGGCUCCUGCACCAGAAGGAGCUGGUGAACCAGGUGCUCAAGGCGGCCAUGGCCAUCAACGCCAACUGCCUCAUGGAGAUGAGCAUCCCGGACACGUAUAUUGACACGCUACCCAAGAACGGGAGAGCCAGCCUCGGGGACGCGCUGUACCGGAUCAUCACGGACGUGGAGUUCGACCCGGACGACUUCCUGUCGACGGUGGACCUGACGUCGGAGCACAAGAUCCUGGACCUCAAGGACCGGAUCGAGGCGUCAGUCAUCAUCUGGAACCGGAAGGUGCACAACAAGGACGGCAAGUCCUCCUGGGGCUCCGCCGUCAGCCAGGAGAAGAGGGAGCAGUUCGAGGAGCGGGCGCAGACGCUGCUGCUCAUCAUCAAGCACAGGUUCCCCGGCAUCCCCCAGUCCACGCUCGACAUCGCCAAGAUCCAAGAGAACAGGGACGUCGGGUUCGCGCUGCUGGAGAGCUACUCCAGGGUGCUGGAGAGCCUGGCGUUCAACGUCAUGUCCCGGAUAGAGGACGUCAUCCAGGCCGACAACGUCGCGAGGGAGAAGGCCAAGAGGGACGCGCCGGCGGAGGCCGCCGGACGCCGCGAUCCCCAGAACGGGGGAGAGGACGGUGGGACGACCCUGCUGGACUUCAUGGGCUGGACAGGGGACUCGGAGGGGAGGAACGACGACUGCUCGCCGCCGCCGCCGCCGGAGCUGCCGGCGCAGGACGACGGGAGGCUCAUGAAGCUGCCCAACAUCAUGACCAACCUGAAGCAGACGUACAUGGACAAGCUCGACUUCCUCAGCGGGAACAGAAGCCCCUCAGCUCGCCAUUAGAGACGGCACGGCACGAGAUUUUGCAUGUAUCGUGUGUGUGUGGUAGUAGUGUACAUAGUAUAUAUUUUGGAUUAAAACACUGGGCUCUCGCUUGAGCAGCCCGUCGUGUUGUCUUCCUUAUUUUGCAAACAUGCGACUCCCUCUCCCAUGUAUGGUUUUAACUUUUAAGGGACUGACCACUGUAUCAGAGCCAUCAAUAAAUAGAAAAAUUUAGAGCUACCUGGCCCUCCAACUCACACGUGAGAUGAAGAGUAACCAGGCCUGAAACAAACAUACAGUGGAAACUGCCGU
Molecule: messenger RNA, 2632 nt
Organism: Panicum hallii
Lineage: Eukaryota; Viridiplantae; Streptophyta; Magnoliopsida; Poales; Poaceae
Product: rho guanine nucleotide exchange factor 8-like
Exons: 6
Coding region: 677-2341 (554 amino acids)
Molecular function (GO): guanyl-nucleotide exchange factor activity
Source: RefSeq, a predicted model, not a curated record